Messenger RNA from Eremothecium cymbalariae DBVPG#7215, 2064 nucleotides. It is a transcript of the gene MRE11, whose product is annotated as MRX complex nuclease subunit. Bases 1 to 2064 code for a protein of 687 amino acids. The transcript has a single exon. The record is from RefSeq and is a predicted model, not a curated record. Gene Ontology annotation, molecular function: manganese ion binding; 3'-5'-DNA exonuclease activity; DNA endonuclease activity. Gene Ontology annotation, cellular component: Mre11 complex; nucleus. Gene Ontology annotation, biological process: double-strand break repair via homologous recombination; double-strand break repair via nonhomologous end joining; telomere maintenance. Lineage: Eukaryota; Fungi; Ascomycota; Saccharomycetes; Saccharomycetales; Saccharomycetaceae.
AUGGGAUCUUUGGUAGGGGAGUUGGAUGAAUAUCCCGAUAGCGAUACUAUCAGGAUUUUGAUAACCACAGACAAUCAUGUUGGUUACAAUGAAUCAGAUCCGAUUAUGGGGGAUGAUUCGUGGAAGACUUUUCAUGAGAUUAUGAUGCUAGCAAAGAGUAAAAAUGUGGAUAUGAUAUUGCAGGGUGGGGAUUUGUUUCAUGUGAAUAAGCCUUCGAAGAAAUCGAUGUACCAGGUAAUGAGGUCAAUUAGACUUGCUUGUAUGGGGGAUAAGGCGUGCGAGUUGGAGCUGCUAAGUGAUCCUUGUAAGGUUUUCAAAUCCAAUGAGUUUCGUGACGUAAACUAUGAGGAUCCUAAUUUUAAUAUUUCUAUUCCUAUGUUUGCUAUUGCAGGGAAUCAUGAUGAUGCAUCAGGAAACGGCCUGUUGACGCCUAUGGAUAUAUUACAAGUUUCCGGGUUGAUCAACCACUUUGGAAAGGUGGAGGAGACUGAUAAUAUUGAUAUUAAUCCGCUUCUGUUUCGUAAGGGUGUUACGCAGCUGGCGUUGUAUGGCUUGGCAUCUAUCAGAGACGAACGGCUAUUUAGGACAUUCAAAGAGGGACAUGUAAAGUUUAAUGUUCCCUCUGGUGAUACAGACAAGUGGUUCAACAUCAUGUGUGUGCAUCAAAAUCAUUCGAGCCAUGCCAAUACGGCGUUUCUACCUGAGGCUGUUCUUCCAGAGUUUUUAGAUUUGGUUAUCUGGGGUCAUGAACACGAAUGCAUACCUCAUCUUGUGCACAAUUCGGCCAAGGGUUUUGAUGUAUUGCAACCUGGCUCUAGUGUUGCUACGGCAUUAUGUAGUGGUGAGUCUAGGGAUAAAUUCGUUUUUAUCCUAGAACUGAAGCAAGGCCAGUCCCCUAAAUUAGUCCCAAUCCCGUUAGCGACGGUGAGGCCCUUUCUUAUGGAUGAUAUUACAUUGGCAGCGAUACCUGGACUUAAGCCACAUGACAAAGAGGGAAUUGUGAAACAAUUGGUGAAUAAGGUCAAUAGUUUGAUUGAAAAAGCCAAUGACCUAAGUUCUAAGCGCCUUGGGAUAAUAAGCGGUGAAGAGAACGAAAAGCUAGCACACCCCCUUAUCAGACUGCGUGUGAAUUACAUAAGUCCUCAAAAUUCCUCAAUGGAUUACCAAGUUGAGAAUCCAAGACGUUUCAGUAACAGAUUCGUUGGAAGAGUUGCUAAUGCAAAUAACGUGGUGCAGUUUUAUAAACGGAAGCUUCCAGGUAAACAUGAAUCAGUGUCAUCUAAGAAAAACGUUUCUUUGAAUUUGGAUGCGCUAAACCAAUAUAGUCACGCCGAUGGAGAGCUACAAGUGGAAACAUUAUUCAAAGAUUUGCUUAGUGGCAUGAGCUUAUCUUUGCUACCAGAAAUUGGUAUGAACGAAGCAGUACGCAAGUUUGUUGACAAAGAUGACAAAACUGCACUAAAACAAUUCAUAGAUCAUGAGGUCAACCAUGAGGUUAAGCUCCUCUCUACUAAUAAAGAUUUUCUACGAUCAGAAAAUCUGGAAGAUUUAAAAAAGCUAGUUAAACAAGUCAAGCUUUCCACCCAAAGCACUGCCGAUCCUCCUGCAUCUAUCACAGGUAACAGUGCCAAUUCAGAAGUUGAGAUGAAUUCAUUCAUGGAUGAAACAACAGAAUCACAAUUAGGCUUCGAAUCAACUAAACCGGCUAUUAAGAGAGCAACCAAAAAUAUAAAAAGUAAACGUGCUAAGUCAACGCAGCAUGGUAAUCGCUUACCCGAGCUACUCGAUUUAGACGAAGAAGAAAUUGAUGACGACAUAGUGUCGGUGUCUAUUGACGAGGACAGCGAUGAUAACCUAAUGUUAAGUGAACAGCAAGAGGAAAAUUCAAUUACUCGUGUGUCCACUGAACACUCUGCUGGUCACAAGAGUACCUUCAAGGGGGCUAACACCAAAUCUAAAAGAACAGCUUCUAAGGAUAUUCCAACAAGAAGGUCUACCUCUAACACACCCAAAACUGCCGUUCUACAGGCACUGCUAAAUAAGAAAAGGGGCCCAAUGAAAUAG